AUGGGAAGGGACACCAGUGUCCCCCAGCACCCAGUGCCAUUGCCCUCCUGCACCCCACGGCCCUGCUGAGUGCAGAGCCGCAUCCAUCCGGAUGGACACGGCCUCGGGGAGCCCCCCGGGGGGGUACUCGGUCCCAGCCACCGCCGCCAUCGCCGCUGCCAUCACCUUCCUGGUGCUGUUCACCAUCACUGGCAAUGUGCUGGUGAUCGUGGCUGUUCUGCACAGCCGCUCACUGCAGGCACCCCAGAACCUGUUCCUGGUGUCGCUGGCGGCCGCCGACAUCCUGGUGGCCACACUCAUCAUCCCCUUCUCCUUGGCCAACGAGCUCCUGGGUUACUGGUGCUUCAAGCAGACGUGGUGUGAGGUGUACCUGGCGCUGGACGUGCUGUUCUGCACCUCAUCCAUUGUACACCUCUGUGCCAUCAGCCUGGACCGAUACUGUGCCGUGAGCCGCGCCAUCGAGUACGGCACCCGGCGCACACCGCGGCGCAUCAAGUGUGCCAUCCUGGUGGUGUGGACCAUCGCCGCGGCCAUCUCCCUGCCGCCGCUGGUCUACAAGGGUGAUGAGAAACCGGUGACGGGUGAGCGGCCGCAGUGCAAGCUCAAUGGUGAGGCCUGGUACAUCCUGUCCUCCAGCAUCGCCUCCUUCUUCGCCCCAUGUCUCAUCAUGAUCCUCGUCUACCUGCGCAUCUACCUGAUCGCCAGGCGCCGGCACCGCCGCUCCGGUGCCACCAAACCCCUGCCGGUGCCGCCUGCCCCACCGGUGGACAGGGCCUCAUUGCUGAGCCCUGAGGUGCCCCCCAGCACCGGGGCAGGGAUGGCCCCGAUGGCCUCGGGACCCCAUAGGGACACGGUGGUUACCAGGCAGGUGGUGCUGGCACAGCCGCGCUCACCGGUGCCAUGGCGGAGGAAGGCUCACGUGGCGCGGGAGAAGCGUUUCACCCUGGUGCUGGCCGUGGUCAUUGGUGUCUUCAUGCUCUGCUGGUUCCCCUUCUUCUUCCUCUACAGCCUGGGUGCUCUGUGCCCCCAGCGCUGUGGGGUCCCCGAUGGUGUCUUCCGGUUCUCCUUCUGGAUCGGGUACUGCAACAGCUCCCUCAACCCCGUCAUCUACACCGCCUUCAACCGCGACUUCCGCAGGGUGUUCUGCCGCCUGUUGCGCCGCUGCCGGCCCCCGACGCCAUGGUGAGGGGCUCGGCAUUGAUGCCCCCCCCCCAUCGCUGCUUGUUGCCAGGUAUCCAUGCGGAUCUGGUGCAUGGAAUGGGGGA
Molecule: messenger RNA, 1265 nt
Organism: Melopsittacus undulatus (budgerigar)
Lineage: Eukaryota; Metazoa; Chordata; Aves; Psittaciformes; Psittaculidae
Product: alpha-2B adrenergic receptor
Exons: 1
Coding region: 92-1186 (364 amino acids)
Biological process (GO): regulation of vasoconstriction; platelet activation; regulation of smooth muscle contraction
Cellular component (GO): plasma membrane
Molecular function (GO): epinephrine binding; alpha2-adrenergic receptor activity
Source: RefSeq, a predicted model, not a curated record